This is a messenger RNA of Lindgomyces ingoldianus, 992 nucleotides long. RefSeq lists its product as uncharacterized. The coding region runs from base 45 to 992 and encodes 315 amino acids. The transcript has 2 exons. The record is from RefSeq and is a predicted model, not a curated record. Gene Ontology annotation, molecular function: protein binding. NCBI's taxonomy places the organism in Eukaryota, Fungi, Ascomycota, Dothideomycetes, Pleosporales, Lindgomycetaceae.
CUCCAUUUGAAUCACUCCUACCUGCCAGUGCCUGCCUACGUAGAAUGCAACGGUCCUACGACCACAGCGAGGAUGAGCCCCUAGUGGACUCAACCGGCGCUCUGUUCCUGCGUUCAAAGCGCACCGAGCGUAUGCAACGAAAACGGGCAACCCGCGACAGGAAACCAAAAGCGAAGGCGUCAUUAUCAACCCUCCCUACGGAGCUCCUUCUAGAGAUCCUGAAUUAUCUCCAGCCCAGCCAUGUCUUUCGCUUCGCCCUCGUGGACAAUCGCUUCCGUUCUGUCGUCCUCGCCAACUCCCAGCUUAUUGGCCACCAGAUCAUCAGCCGUCGCUACACCCUCCUUGCCAAGUGUUUUCCUCUCCCUAAGUUCCUCUCCCAAGUCGACCCCUCAAUCCAGCCUUUGCUGCUUGAUACAAAGCAGCAGAAGAACCUGACUCUUCAUACCCAGCCUUACCAGCAUAUUCACCCACCCAAUCCUAGCCUCCUCUGUACUUGCCUUACCUGCGUCUUGACUUGGAACAACUUAGGUCUCAUCCUGGACUUUGCCCAUUGGCAGUAUAACCUCGACGUCGGCGAACCAAUCCCCAUACUCCCCCGUGGCCAGGCUGUAGAAUGGAACCAGUGUCUUAUCGAGCGCAACGCGAAGAUUGUCCGAAAGGCACUGGACAACUCGCUAUGGUAUGCUCGCAUCCUGGAAACACAUUUAGAUAGCACUGUGCGGUCGAUACGGAGGCACCAGGCAAACAAGGGCAAUAAAAGGAAGCACGUGGACAUGACGGUUGAGGAUGCUGCUAGGGGCACAGACAUGUUCCUAUCUCGGAGUGGCCCGACCAGUCUCGAAUUCCCACAUAACCGAGACCUCUAUUACAUGCUCGAGGCUUACCUACCAAACAGGUGGUGGAGGAAGCAGGAGGAAAGGUGGAUAUACACCAUCGCUGGCCAGCAUGAUCGAGACCUGGAUGUCGUCGUUCGAUUCGCACAAAGGUUCUAA